AGCUGAGGUCUUGGAAGGCUUCCCAGCAACUCCAACCCGGAUAGCAAACAGUCAUUUAAACUUUUACAAUAGAGCAAGGUAGGUCCCUGUAGGUAGAUCAUUACAGCGGACUCUUUUACACUAGAGAGCCACACCUUGCAACCUGCAACAUUUGGACUAAAGAGGAAACUGUGCUGACGAUGAAAUCCCAUAAUUAAGUUCCCUUUUUGUCAUAGCUCAGGGUUACUGCCGUUUGUUCUUUGGGUAAUAGGAAAUUUGUCACCGCAGUCUGUACAUGCAUACAUAGAUACGAAGAACAGAGAAAAACACAUAUGGACACUGCGUCAUAACAACAGGAGUAAACAAUACGAUGGCUGUGUUUCAGAAACCAUCACUUCAGUUAGCAGCUGUUGUGUGUGUGAUCCUUGUGCUUACUUGCUAUUUUAUAAUAUUCUAUAACUGUCCUGGAGAGCUACUCAAAGAGGAGGUUCCCAGUACACAAGAACUGAGGUUGGGACCACUCACUACUCCUCCAUCACCUGGUCCGUGCACCUGUGCCCCCGGCUCAGUGCUCCUCAAAGAUUGCGUUCCUAAGGACCAGUAUGAAGAGCUGGUGAAGCGCAGAGCUAAGGAGUUCCAACAGCAGAAAGCCAGGUCACCAUCUGAAUUAUCCAAACUGCUAUUUGCUUUGCCUAACUCUCCUCUGCAGUAUCCCACCCAGGGUUUUACUGUACGACCUUUGACCCCCACUCUCAUACCAGGUUUAGCACUGCAUGCAGGACACAGAAGCAGCUACAAGGUAUCCUUGCAUGUAUCCAAAGGCAUCCUGACCACAGAGAUUCCAUCUGAAGGUGUGAAGAUCCAAGGUCAUGGUGAGACAAAAUUGAUUAUAGAGUCUAGCAGCCUGGUGAUCCUCAACAACCUGCUGGCUAAAGUGUCCUAUACCAGCACUGUCUACCAUAUACACACUGGAGAUCUCGCCUCCUUCCAGUUUGACAAGCAUGAAGCUGUGUUUCCCAUUACCAUCAAACAGCCUCAGGUGCCAGUCCUAUACGACAUGGGAACAGAUAUCAGCUCGCAAGUCACCAUCACGACAAAGACAUUCCUGCGCUACAGACAACUCAAGGUGUUGUUGAAUAGCAUCCGGAGUUUCUAUAGCAACAUAGAAGUCAUUAUUGCAGAUGACAGCUUUGAACCAGAGCACAUUACUGGAGAACACAUCCAGCAGUACAUCAUGCCUCCAGCACAGGGCUGGUUUGCUGGCAGGAAUCUGGCCAUCUCCCAGGUGACCACCAAGUACUUCCUGUGGGUGGAUGAUGACUUUGUGUUUACGCAGGACACGAAGAUUGAGAAGCUGGUGGAGGUGAUGGAGUCAGUCCCUGAACUGGAUGUGCUGGGUGGGAAAGUAGAUGGGAACCAGUUUUACUUCUAUCUUCACUAUGAAGAAGGUGAGGAAAUGGAAGGCGGCUGUCUGGAUAGGAAAUCUAAGCAGAAGUUCCACCCUCUUCCUGGUUACCCACAAUGCUCUCUGGCCAGUGGGGUGGUUAACUUCUUCCUGGCUCGUACAGAUGCCGUACAGAGGGUGCGAUUUGACCCUAAACUAAAGAGGGUAGCGCACUCAGAGUUCUUUAUGGAUGGGCUGGGCUCCUUGCUGGUCGCCAGCUGUGGCCACGUGUCCAUUGGCCAUCAGCCCCAUAGUGCUCAAAACAAGGAUGAGGCUCGCUACGUCAGUUUCAGACACCCUCAAAAGAGUGAUGAGGACUUCAAACAUCAGCUCCACUUCUUCAAAAACCACUUAAAGUGUGUACGAUAUGGAUAGAAGAAGACUACAGGACAUUGAGUUACAUAUAGACUUUAUAGAUUAUAUAUUAUAUAUUAUAGAUAUAGAUUUUCCUGCACUUAUUCAAAUCAAUGUAUUUAUUUAAUCAAAUAAAGUUUCUGAUUUGGUGUUAUUGCUGAAAAACACAAUAUAUUGUAACUGGACUGUACUUGUAUAGCGCCUUUCUAGUCUUCCGACAACUCAAAACUGCUUUUAAUCGGUUUUACUCAUUUUACAUGCCACAUUCUCCCAUUCAGACACAUUCAUACAGUGAUCAUCACAAACAGAAACAAAUUCAUUCAUUCACAUUCACACACCAUAUCGAUAUCGAGUGAGGUUUGGGGAGAGAUUCUGGAAAAGGUACGAAGUGUCUCUAUUUGUGUGAAACUUGGUGUAAAGUAGUGCUUAGCACUUAUUUUACCAAGGCUCGCCUAGCUAAGAUCUACAAUGAUGUCUCCCCAACUUGUGAUAGGAGUCAAUAGGCCCCCGCUAACCUUAUACACAUGCUCUGGCUCUGUCUAUCCUUCCUUAACUUUUGGGCAAUGCUUUUUAAUACUCUGUCUGAAAUACUGGGCCGAAAGCUUGACCCUAACCCUCUCAGUGCUCUCUUCAAGGUGUCCUUUUCCUCUUUCUCUGUAUCCCAAACGAAUGUAAUUGCAUUCAUCACUUUACUGGCUAGUAGACUGAUCCUGAUAAAGUGAAAAUCUCCAAAACCCCCAUUACAUGUACAUUGCAUUGGGAUGUGAGUUGCAUUCAGAUUUAAAUAUAUAUAUAUAUAUAUAAUAACAUAUUUUAUUUGUAGGGCCAUUUCUAUCUUUGGUGUAAUGUUUUUUGGUUAGCUGAAGUGUGACAGAUUUGUAUAUAUAUCAAAUAAAAUAUGUUACAUAAGUGCCACGUAACAAAAGUUUUUGUUGACGAAAUCGUCACUGCUUCACAGGAGGAAUGAUUACAGCGACCAGCUACUCAACAGACAUAUCACAUUUAAGUAUUUAUUCAGACAGACUUCAGAAUCAGAAUCUACCCUUUUAUUCACAAAAAUAUAGAAACGUGAUGUUUUUAUUUUUCUGUGGGCCACUGAAUGUCUAUUUCAAAUGUUUAUGAUUGUAGUGUGUAGUUCAACAUGCGUGCCACCUUGAUCUGAUAAUAGUGUGAAAACUUGCUUUCUAUGAGGAACAUAAUAAGCUUUGGAAACACUUGUUUGUAAAGAUAAAAACAACUGGUUACAGGCACCCAUAUCAUCUAAAAGUCCUAUGUCAAAUGUCACUGAUAUGUAUGAUUGUUUGGCCAAUGCAUCUCCAACCAGGCUUUUAUGUUUAUUUUUAUUAGUACGGUCAUUAUUACAUCUUGGGAAUUUAGGAUAUUGCUGUCACUCACUCCAUGUGUUACAUAACCUGGAAAACUGAUCUGAUCUUUCUUUGAACUGUUAUUUUACAAGUCACUGAAUAUAAAGCUUUGUGCUGCAUUUGGGGAACAACAGCAUGUGAUGCAAAAAUUACUUAUUGUUUUCUUAGCUUGUGAACAUAAUGUAAUUUGUCUGAAUAUCUAUCUAUCUAUCUAUCUAUCUAUCUAUCUAUCUAUCUAUCUAUCUAUCUAUCUAUCUAUUAAAUUGAUAAAUGCGAAAUGAACGGAGUGAUAGAGGGUAAAUACCAUAAAUAUUCAAAUUAAUCAAUAAUGACAGCAUAAUCAGUUGUAUACGGACAACAAUACUAUGACCACUGUUGGUAUUGAAGUUACUUUUGUAAAAAUAAAAGUUUCCUUCCCAGCAGUAAAUAGUAUUUCAACACUUUGAGGAAUUUGCUACUUAUAAUUUAAUGUAGGGCCUGUAUGAAUGGUGUUCUAAAUUAUUUCUUUAUUAAAAUCAUUUUUUCUUCUCUU
Molecule: messenger RNA, 3673 nt
Organism: Dicentrarchus labrax (European seabass)
Lineage: Eukaryota; Metazoa; Chordata; Actinopteri; Moronidae
Product: beta-1,4 N-acetylgalactosaminyltransferase 2-like
Exons: 13
Coding region: 350-1798 (482 amino acids)
Biological process (GO): UDP-N-acetylgalactosamine metabolic process; UDP-N-acetylglucosamine metabolic process
Cellular component (GO): Golgi membrane
Molecular function (GO): hexosyltransferase activity
Source: RefSeq, a predicted model, not a curated record